Haliotis rubra (blacklip abalone) is the source of this 468-nucleotide messenger RNA. Its product is annotated as sodium-dependent dopamine transporter-like. Bases 16 to 288 code for a protein of 90 amino acids. Gene Ontology annotation, cellular component: membrane. The transcript has 3 exons. The record is from RefSeq and is a predicted model, not a curated record. NCBI's taxonomy places the organism in Eukaryota, Metazoa, Mollusca, Gastropoda, Lepetellida, Haliotidae. Gene Ontology annotation, biological process: sodium ion transmembrane transport.
AGUAGCGACGCUAAGAUGAUGUUUGGGAAGCAACUGGCGAUGCCUGUAAAGAUCCUCUGGGCAUUCGUAACACCAACAAUCUUAAUAACAGCUUUCAUCCUGACACUUCUCCGCUACCAGCCACCAACCUAUGGCAAGUACGUGUUUCCUAGCUACGCCUCUACAAUCGACUGGAUCAUUGCAGUGCUGCCCCUUCUACCGAUACCAGUCUACAUGGUCAUGACUGUCAGGAAGCACAUGGCGACCAAUUCCCUGAAGAAGAGUAUAAAGAUUGCCUUGAGGUCCUGAUGCUGACUGGCGUCCUGCAAACUCCAGAUGAGGAGUCAGAGUGAAGGAUCAACAAACAGCACGACCACCUUUUAAACUUCCAGCAAGGCUAUCAUCACACAUUAUUUUCUAAAACCAUUAUAUUGUGACAAUGAUAUAACACACCUAACAGUAACCUGUUAUAUAUGUAUCAAAUUAUAC